This is a messenger RNA of Physcomitrium patens, 2752 nucleotides long. RefSeq lists its product as uncharacterized. Gene Ontology annotation, molecular function: protein binding. The record is from RefSeq and is a predicted model, not a curated record. NCBI's taxonomy places the organism in Eukaryota, Viridiplantae, Streptophyta, Bryopsida, Funariales, Funariaceae.
CCUUUGCCUUGCUUUUUGAAGCUCGGACUGCUCCCUCCGCUUGUACUUGGUCGUUUGCAUUCUGUGCAUUCUGUGCUCUUCUCAUAAGCGCACUUUGAUCUACCCCCUCGCUGUUAGGUCUACGCCUGCCUGAGUGGGAAGAAUUGGAGCUCCACUUGUGUUCGUUUUAAUAUUUCCAACGUAUUCCUUUGAGCAGCGUUUCGUUUAUUCUUCAAGGAAGCUAGUUCAAUUUUGAUCAAUCUAAUUCGAUCAAUGGAGGAUGUUAUCGAGGGUCCCCAAGAUAAAAUACCUCCAAGAGCCAAGUCACUGCUUGACUGGCUAGCUGCUUGAGAUUUUUAAGCAUUGAUUUUUAGCAUAGUUGUCAAAACCUGUUCAGUAGCCUUUUUGUAUUGUCAUUGAUCUGGUACCGAGAGCUCUUUAGGUUAUUAAAAUGGGAUAUACGCAGAUUCCUGAGCAGGCGCAGCGGGGCAGAAACAAGGCAGUCAUCGAGCUGGACAAGAGUGAGCUCACACAAACCAUCAAUGUGCUUCAGAAGGUUCUGGUUCAUGUCAACACCCAUACUAACACGUUACCCAAGUUCCCCUCGCACCCGCCCUCAUCGAUUCCGGAUUUUCUUACCGCGAGAAUCUCAGCUCCGAGUAGGCAAUCGUCAAUCUCACCCGUGACAGUGAUCACUCCAUCUGUGGCUGCCCUCCAGCAACGUUUAGGCUUAGACUUGGGCUCAGGUUUAGGUCUUGGUCCUGUAGGUACAUUCUCUACGGAAAGCACUAGGUACAACGACAAUGGCUCCACACCUUCCUCUUUUUCUUCAUCGUCGUCAAUUCUGACAAUUCCUCCCAUCGGUCCACCUCUUGGGACUUCCCGACCUGGGCCGAUCGGUCGCCCGAGCGCAAUUUCCAUGCAGGGACCAUUACCAGGGUUACAAUCACACUUUGGACAGCUUGGAUUUCGAUCGGGAGAGCUUGGGUCGGGUGAUCUCACCUCACGGAGUCUAGAUAUUGGAUCUCUUAGCCUCGGCCAAGCUGGGCUUCCUCCAGUUCGUGUGUCUACUGGUCAGACUGUGGGAAUCAAUGGUGGAAAAAAUUCUCUGCAAGGAUCCUAUCCCGUGUCUGGGAUAUCUGAUCCUGGCCUUGGAUUGGACCGACAGAACGAUUCAGUAAGAAAUGGUGCAUUUCAAACCCAGCAAAGUGUUGUGGGGAGCUCUAGUUUUGGACAAGGAAGACCUAGUACUCCUGGUACACCUCAGGGUAACCGGACCCCAACUUCUGGGACAAACCAGCAACCUCCGAUUGGGACUCCUUUUUCACAAGGAAGACCUGGUACACCCGGAACACCUCAAGGAAGUCGGACCCCUACGUCUGGAGCGCACCAUCAAGGACCAAUUGGACCCUUCACCAGACAGCAAUCAGGCAAUCAAUCUCGGCCAGAGACUCCCAACAAGACACCAGCAGGUCAGCCUCGAACUCCUGGGGUUCGCCGGGUGACAGAAGCAGCAAGUUCAUGGAAGGGGCGUUGGACCACAGCUGUAACAGAACACAACCGUGACGCUGUAAAUGUUAUGUUGUAUGCGUCUGAGUUGGACGGGUUAGUGGGUGAAGAGGUGCAUACUGGCUGGCUUAUCAGCUCCUCAAAGAGACUUCUUAACCUUUGGGAAUGCUGUGGCUAUUCUAAGGCUUCAGAACCUGCUCUUCAGGUCAUGCACUCGCAAACGACUGAAUUUACGAUGGAAUCAAUGGACAUUGAUACUAAUGCGAAAAUGCUUUUAUCCUUGUCUCCCCAUCCCCGUGAUUCUGGCUUUGUAAUUGCUCUUCACAGCCUUGCAGGAGAAUCAUUUUUUAAAUUCAAGGGCUCAAUUCGAAUUCCCGAUACUGGCAUAUUAGGUUUACGAAAGCAGGCUCCCACUGGGCUCAAAUUACUACACGUGGUAUCAUUACAACCGCUCGGUGUUGUUACACCAGCGCUAAAAACCUCAGUUGCAGCAGCUCUCAAUGGAGAUGUUAUGGUCUACGAUCUUUCAGCAGCUGCAACAGCUCCAACAACUGCAGUCGCCCCUAAAGCUCACUGGAAAGCCCACGAUACACCGAUCUCAAGCCUCCAUCGCAGUUCUUUUGCACCUGCACUAAUCACGGGUGCUAGUGAUGGAUCCGUUAAACUUUGGGAUUUGAAGACAAAGCCCUCUGCCCCAGCGAGGCAACUCUCUCACCCGAGCUUGAAAGCCAUCACAGGACUUAACAUGUUGGACGUUAAUACAGUGAGCACGGCCAGCGUUGAUUCAGCAAUCUUCCUUUGGGAUAUCAGGAACACGGGAACGCCCGUGCUUCAAGUCAUUCCAGACUCGAAGCCUGUGGUUCAGAUGGCAGUUAGCCCUAAGCAAGAAGCUGUUGCAGUGACAACUAGGCAGGGCUUGUAUUGUUUGGAACUCUCUGGUCCUGGUGGCGUGAACUCUGUGCUGUCUCCCCUCACGCCCCUUCCUCCGGCAGGACCGUGCACUGAUAUGAAGUGGAAUGCCAAGACCAAACAAAUCUAUUGCUCAGGUGUAGAUGGUGCUAUUAGCGUCUUUGAGAAGGUCAACCAUUAGAAAAUUAUCUACUGCACAGAGAGUCUUGUGUUUACCAAACUAGUAUGAUCACUUACCCUUUCAGAAAAUGUUCAAAUUCUAAUACCAUGGAUUUUCAAUCACAUGUAUUCUGAAUAAUUCUCGACUUUGUUCUUCCAUUCCAGCCUUUCAAAUAAAUUCUUUCAUGGACUCGUG